AUGGAACAGCUAAAGGACGGGGCUGGGCCAGAAGGGAACAACCUGACCCUGCCAUCAGCUGGGACUGAGUCGUGGCCUUCUGCACCCAUCCCAGCCCUGCCACCCUCGCACCCUCGCACCCCAGAUCCUGCCCACCUGGGGCUUCCUGAGAGCCUAGCCUCUGUUACUGUCCCAGUCCGGCUGGACACCCUCUCCUGCCUCCUGCACAGCGCCCUCCUGGGGGCUUACAACCUUCAGCAGUCCAUGCCCUCCUGCCCCUGCUGCCCCCAGGCGUGGCACACCCAACCGGGCAUAGCCCGGAGGCCUCCCAGAGGACGUGGGGGGUGGGAAGUCCGACGUAGGCCAGGCUGUGGCCAGGGCCAGCAGCGUUGGGGGCCUGGGAGAGCUGAACAGUGGGAUAGGAGCUGGGCAGAGACCCCUGGGGCUGGCCCCAGGACCCCAACCACCAUACCACCGACACCGCCUGCCCAGGAUGGGAGGAAGGAAGCCCAAGGUCUUGAACCACCCCCGGACACACCACCUGCCUCAGAAGACUGGGAGACAGAGUAUUAGGAUGCUGGAGGGCCCAGCACCCGCACUCCAGUUACCCAGGGGAUUUUCCUGGAGUCCAUAGUGACUUAGUCCUGUCCAAGAUUCCCCAAGAAACAUCCCUUUCCCAUCCUUGCCCUCAUCCCCAAACCACGGCCUCACAAGUAGGUCCUUUGACUCACCUGAUAAGCCUGACCUCAGGAUCUCAAGCCAGGAAAAAUCCCUGAGCCUCACACCCAUGCCCAAACCCAUGCCUGUCCCCCUCAUAGCUUUAACCCAGUCCCAGCGCCACCCCCAGCUACAACUACAGUCCUGAUCUCAUUCUUGACCCCCAACCUUGUUCCUAACCCCAAAGCCACUGCCUUCUGCCUGUCCAGCCUAGCCCCAUCCUGCUCUUAGCACCAAAUCCCAAGCCCGUUCACCCCAUCCUAGCUCCAGCGCCUCCUGCGCCUCAGCCCUACCCAGUCCUCGUCUUUAACUUCUCCUAGACUUCAGCCUCAUAUAGCCCAUCCUCAAUCCCCUUCCUAUCCCAAUCCCUGUGUGGC
Nycticebus coucang (slow loris) is the source of this 1073-nucleotide messenger RNA. RefSeq names its product chromosome 10 C19orf84 homolog (gene C10H19orf84). Bases 1 to 552 code for a protein of 183 amino acids. The transcript has 2 exons. NCBI's taxonomy places the organism in Eukaryota, Metazoa, Chordata, Mammalia, Primates, Lorisidae. The record is from RefSeq and is a predicted model, not a curated record.